Molecule: messenger RNA, 6549 nt
Organism: Monopterus albus (swamp eel)
Lineage: Eukaryota; Metazoa; Chordata; Actinopteri; Synbranchiformes; Synbranchidae
Gene: igf1ra
Product: insulin-like growth factor 1a receptor
Exons: 21
Coding region: 16-4188 (1390 amino acids)
Biological process (GO): glucose homeostasis; positive regulation of kinase activity; multicellular organism development
Cellular component (GO): insulin receptor complex; axon; plasma membrane
Molecular function (GO): phosphatidylinositol 3-kinase binding; insulin receptor substrate binding; ATP binding
Source: RefSeq, a predicted model, not a curated record
UCCAGAAAGCAGAAGAUGAAUCCAGGGACCAGAGCUGAAGUCUGUACUCCAAGUAUUGACAUCCGAAAUGAGAUCAGCCAGUUCAAGCGGCUGGAGAACUGUACGGUGGUGGAGGGCUACCUGCGCAUCCUCCUCAUCAACGACAAGACCAGCAACAUCCACCAGGAGGCCUUCCGUUCCCUCAGCUUCCCUAAACUGACCGUCAUCACGGACUACCUGUUGUUAUUCCGUGUCUCGGGCCUGGACAGCCUCAGCAUGCUCUUCCCCAAUCUGAGUGUUAUCCGUGGACACAAUCUCUUCUACAACUACGCCCUUGUGAUCUAUGAGAUGACCAGCCUGAAGGACAUUGGCCUGUACAACCUGAGGAACAUCACUCGGGGUGCCAUGCGGAUUGAGAAGAACCCCGAGCUCUGCUACAUAGAUUCAGUGGACUGGUCUCUCAUUAUGGAAACUGAGUUCAACAAUGUUAUCAAUGGAAAUAAGAAGUCAAAAGAGUGUGACAAUGUCUGUCCAGGAAUCAUGCAGGAUAACCCUCUUUGUCAGAGGACAUCGUUCAAUGACAUCUACGACUACCGCUGCUGGACAUCCAACCAGUGCCAGAAAGUAUGCCCAGAACGCUGCAAUCUUGCGUGUACGGACAAGGGGGACUGUUGCCACAGCCAGUGCCUGGGCAGCUGUACUGAACCCAACAAUGAUAUGGCCUGCUCCGCCUGCCUCCACUACUUUCACGAGGGCCGCUGUGUGCCAGACUGUCCCCCAGGCACCUACAAGUUUGAGGGUUGGCGCUGCAUCACCAUGGACAUGUGCUCUCAGGUGCACCUGCCUGGUGACACUCACUUUGUCAUCCAUGGGAGAGAGUGUAUGCCCGACUGCCCCUCUGGCUUCACGCGCAAUGAGACUAAUCGUAUGUUAUGCAGUGCCUGUAAUGGCCCCUGUGAUAAGUUCUGCACGUCCCCCGUCAUUGACUCCGUGGAUGCUGCUCAGUCUCUGAAGGACUGUACUGUCAUUGAGGGCAAUCUGGAUAUCAACAUCCGCCGUGGAAAUAACAUAGCGUCUGAGCUGGAGAGCUUCAUGGGACUGAUCCAGACAGUGACAGGCUACGUGAAGAUUCGACACUCCCACGCACUUGGCUCGCUGUCUUUCCUCAAGAGCUUGCGUUACAUCAAUGGGCAGGAACUCAUCGACAACAUGUAUUCGUUUUCCGCCAUCAACAACCAGCACCUGCAGCACCUGUGGGACUGGAGUCAGCACAACCUGACUAUUCAGGCUGGUCGUCUCUUCUUCCGCCUGAACCCCAAACUCUGCAUGUCUGAGAUUAUCACCAUGUGGACAAAGACAGGGAUAACUGUGAAGCCAGAGGAGGGUGAUUUCCGUAACAACGGUGAACGAGCCAGCUGUGAAAGCUAUAUUUUGAAGUUCAAGUCUAAUACCACACAAAGCCAUGUGAUCACGCUGAAGUGGGAGCGCUAUCAGCCGCCGGACUAUGGAGACCUUAUCAGCUUCAUAGUCUACUACAAGGAGUCCCAUUUCCAGAACAUCACAGAGUUUGACGGCCAGGAUGGCUGUGGCUCAAACAGCUGGCACAUGGUGGAUGUGGAUCUUCCUCAGGAUAAAAACAGUGACCCAACAGUCACUCUUCAGCACCUGAAGCCCUGGACCCAGUAUGCUGUUUUUGUGAAGGCCAUUACCCUGCAGGUGCAGGACAAACACAUUACUGGGGCAAAGAGUGAUAUAGUCUACAUUCGCACACGCCCAUCAUGGCCCUCUAUACCAAAAGAUGCUCGUGCAUAUGCCAACUCCUCGACCAAGCUGGUGGUAAAGUGGUCACCUCCAGUCUUUCCCAAUGGUAAUCUGACCUACUACCUGGUCCGCUGGCAGCAGCAGCCUGAGGACAGGGAACUCUACCAACACAACUACUGCUCUAAAGAGCUGAAGAUCCCAAUCCGAAUCCCAGCAACAGGGCUCACAGACACGGAAGAGUGCAUGAAGCCCACUAAGUCAGACCUGGCAGGGGCAGAGAAGGGCCCAUGCUGUGCCUGUCAGAAGACACCAGAGGAGAUGGCCCAAAAGAAGGUCGACCGCGUCCUUUUAAAAGCUUUUGAAAACUUUCUUCACAAUGCCAUCUUUCUGCCAAGACCUCCAGACCGUCGACGUAGAGAUGUUUUUGGCGUGGCUAACAACACAAUGUUUCCUGAGAGUGCUGGUAGGUGGAACACCACAUUUGGCCCAGGGGAUAACGGUACAGAUGGCAUUCCUCCUGUCAAAGAGUACCCCUUCUCAGAAGACAAGAGCACAGUGGAAUAUUUAGAGAUCCUCAACCUGCGGCCCUUCACAGUCUACCGUAUUGACAUCCAUGCCUGCAACGAGGAGGUGCGGCGCUGCAGUGCUGGAGCAUUUGUCUACUCCAGGACAAAACCCGCAAUCAAAGCAGAUGACAUCCCUGGAAAAGUGAUCUAUGAGAGGAACGACGAGGUUGAGGGUUGUGUGGUGCUGCACUGGCCAGAGCCCAUCAUGCCCAAUGGACUCAUCCUGAUGUAUGAGAUCAAGUUCCGUCUUGGGUCUGAGCCUGAGAAACACGAGUGUGUAUCGCGACAGCAGUACCGCGAGCACAGAGGAGCUCGCCUGAUGAACCUGGGUCCGGGAAACUACUCUGCCUCUGUGCGGGCCACUUCUUUAGCAGGGAACGGCUCCUGGACGGAAAGAGGGUCCUUCUAUGUGUCUCCACCCAACCGACCCGAUACUGUUAUGUUCUACUUGGCCAUCAUUAUUCCCAUCAUAGUAAUCUUUUUCAUUGCCGGCCUCAUUACAAUUCUCUUCUUUGUGAACAAAAAGAGGAACAGCGACAGACUGGGGAAUGGAGUCCUUUAUGCGUCUGUCAAUCCAGAGUACUUCAGUGCUGCUGAGAUGUAUGUCCCAGAUGAGUGGGAGGUGGCCAGAGAGAAGAUCACAAUGCACCGGGAGCUGGGGCAGGGCUCCUUCGGCAUGGUGUACGAAGGCAUCGCCAAGGGAGUGGUCAAGGAUGAACCCGAGACGCGAGUGGCUAUCAAGACAGCCAAUGAGUCGGCCAGCAUGAGGGAGCGCGUUGAGUUUCUGAACGAGGCCUCUGUCAUGAAGGAGUUCAACUGUCACCAUGUGGUGCGAUUACUAGGCGUGGUCUCACAGGGACAGCCAACAUUGGUGAUUAUGGAGUUGAUGCCCCGUGGAGAUCUCAAGAGCCACCUGCGCUCUCUGCGCAAAGAAAAAGCCACCAGCCAGGUCCUACCCCCACUCAAAAAGAUGAUCCAGAUGGCAGGGGAGAUCGCCGAUGGCAUGGCCUACCUAAAUGCCAACAAAUUUGUCCACAGAGAUCUGGCUGCCAGGAACUGCAUGGUAGCAGAGGACUUCACUGUGAAGAUUGGAGGUAACCCUCAGGAGCUUCCUCUCUAUGAGACAGAUUACUAUCGAAAAGGAGGGAAGGGCUUGCUGCCUGUUCGUUGGAUGUCUCCAGAGUCACUGAAAGAUGGCGUGUUCACUACAAUGUCUGAUGUCUGGUCAUUUGGUGUCGUGCUGUGGGAGAUCGCCACCUUGGCAGAACAGCCUUACCAGGGCAUGUCCAAUGAACAGGUGCUGCGCUUCGUCAUGGAGGGAGGACUACUGGACAAACCUGACAACUGCCCUGACAUGUUGUUUGAGCUGAUGAGGAUGUGCUGGCAAUAUAACCCCAAAAUGCGUCCAUCCUUUCCGGAGAUCAUCAACGGCAUCAAAGAUGAACUGGAUCCUACCUUCAAGGAAAUGAGCUUUUUCUUCAGUGAAGACAACAAGCCUCCGGACACCGUGGAGUUGGACAUGGAGGUAGAAAACAUGGAGAACAUUCCACUGGACCCUGCUUCCACCAUGCAGCCCUCUGCUGCUGCCACACCCUUGUCCGGGUGUACACGAGGGACGCCUUCUCCUUCCCAGCAGUUAUCCCCCAUGCAAGGCUCAAGUACCCCCUUACUGGGACCUGUCUCUCCCUCCUCCCCGGGCCCAGGUGCCUCAGCCUUGGCAUCUCCAGGCCAAGCCUCGGAAAAGCACUCAGGACAUAUUUCGGCCAACGGGCCAGUGGUGGUGCUGCGGCCCAACUUUGAUGAGAUGCAACCCUAUGCACACAUGAAUGGGGGAAAAAAGAACGAACGGGCGUUACCACUGCCCCAGUCGUCGGCCUGCUGAUAUCAGACCAGCCCCUGCACCCCCUCCUCCUCCUCAUACACAGGGUAACACAAACCUCUACUCCAUCUCUCAAGAAGGGAUGGGUGAGGUAAGAAAGGACUCACUUCUGCUGUGUGCCAGUAGAUAAUCUCUCCACUCCUUUAAGGUCAAGCAUAAACAGUAAAAACUGAAAAACAGCACAGAAUAGCAUUUGGAGUUUGGUGGCUCAGACACAACACUGGCAAACUCCUUCCUGUGCAGCCUGUAUUUAAGUCUUUGUUACAUAAGCCUUUCAAGAAGUUAAACAAGACAGGCAUGUAUCCUGGCUUAGAGAUUUAGACAUGAACUUAAAAGAAAAUCCUUUUUCACCAUAUCUGCCAGCAAAUCCAAUAGAAGAGCACUUUUUUCCUGAUGAUUUAACAGAGGAAGUUGUGGAUAUCUGAUUCUGUAUUUAUACAAACACAGGAUUCUCUCUAUAUUAUGAUUUAACUCCAUUUCUAAAAUGACUUUCCAUCAAAAUAACUGAGCUGGCUGGCUCAUGUUAUGGGAGGAUGCUUCAAUUUGGAAGUUUGGACUAAGAUUUUGUCAAUUAAAUGUUCCUGUUGACAUUUCUGUGGAUGUAGAUCCUGUCAGAAGUGGGUCAAAAUGGAAGAGGGCCAAAAUGGAAGAGGGCCUUGUGUAUCUGCCAAAUGAUUGCCAAAUCAAACUUUUCUUUCCUCCACUUUGCAGAUCUCUUUUACAGAUCUCCCUUCUAGUUCUAAGGCUGUGAUUCAGAGUUGAGCUGAUGCUUACGUUUAAUACUAACUGCUCCUGGAGCAGCUGUGUGUGGAGGGGUUAUAACAGGACAGAAUACAGUAUUAAUGUUGAGAUGUGCUGAUUUCGCAUCUGCAGUCGACGUUUUCUCAGAAUAUCCUAUAUCUGCUCCAGGCGUGGAGUAAGCCUAGCAAGCACUGUCAAACCAUAAAGAGAAAUGCAACACAAAAUAAGUUCAUUCAGAAUUUGAAAUGUAAGCAAAGGCCUCUAAUCAAAUUUAAUAUUAAUAAUAUUGUAAUAUCAAUUAAAUAUUUAGUUAAGCAACCUCUAGCCUUAAAAUGAAAUUAUGACAAGAUUCUACAAGCAAAUACAAAAUCUGAAUUGAUGAACUGAACUUGCAUCCAAACUGGAUUAUCAAAAACAUGUAUUAAAGUUUAAUUGUUUUGCAUACAGAUUAGUUGCAACUAUUUGCUUGACAGAAAUUUAAUUUGGAAAUAACUUGGUAAUCCAUUAACUGCUUAAGUCAUUUCACUGGUUCCAGCUUUUUCUUUUUUGUCCUGUGUGGAAAAACGGUGGAUGUUUGGAUUUUGACAAGCAAUUUGAAAACAUCAGCUUGUCACUAUUUUCUAACAUUUCAUAUACCAAACAGUUAAUUGAGAAAAUAAUUGGUAGGUAUGUUGUAUCUUGAAUAUCUGAGGGAAGCGCACGUGACUUGAGUCAGCGAAGUCUGAAUCACAGCCUCACUAAAAGACGUUUGAAGUCCCACAAUGCAAAUCACAAAACUUGAAUCAAGAGAUAUGACUUUGCCUCCGAUUUCAUUUAUUCUUAUCUGACAUAUUUAAGUCUGCAUUUCAUGUGGGAGGUGUUCGAAUUCAAAUUAAGUGGCACCAAAUACAUCACAACAAAUAGAAUCAAAGCCCCACGUCAGAAAACGAGGUGGCGUUGGAUCAGACUUCAGUAGCCCAGAGACGGGGUUUAAGUCGCAGCAGGUCUCUUUCAGAAAAGUCUGUUUCUCUACAUUUCAAAUACAAAGCUCUUACAGUUGUAUUUUAGACUGCAGGACCGCUUUUUUUAUACACACCAUUGGAUUUGUCACUCUUUUAAACCUUUUUACAGUUUGGCUCGACGUCUGUACAGAAAAAAGCUGCUAUUUUUUUUUUCUUUUCUCUCUUUUGGAUGCUAAGAUGAUCCUUCAGGUUUGGUAUCAUGGUCUCCACGACAGUCCAUUUCUUAUAUCUUCAAACGCUGUAAAAAAAAAAAAAAAAUUUUAUACAAGAUGAUUUAGAUAUAAAACCUUUUUUCUCUAUUCCCCCAAAAGGCUUUUCUGUAACACUACAUUUUGUUCAUUGCCUUUUAUUUUUAUGAAAUGUUUUUCUGUGUUUGUUUUGUGGAUGUCUAUAUUAUUAAUUAUUAUUAUAUUAUUAUUUGGAAUGGACACCUUAGCUCUACGUGUGAGCGUGUAUUUUCUGCACCCUUUUUUUUUUUUACUUGUUAUCUAGCGCUGCGCCUAGCAUUGCCCUCUCUAGGCGCAACUCAGUCUCAGGUCAAAGUAAAGGCUUCGCUUUCUCCACACAUUCACGUGGUCAUCCUCUGCAUUUCUCAUUUUAUAUGCUGACACCCCCACCAAAA